AUGCAAAAGGAGUUUGAUGCAUUGAAAACCCAAGGAGCCUGGCUGUUGAUCCCAUCACCAUCAAAUCGAUCAGUUAUUGGCAGUAAAUGGGUGUACAAGGUGAAGAAAAAUCCAGAUGGUACUGUCUCGAGAUACAAAGCUCGAUUGGUUGCACAAGUCUACACUCAAGAACAAGGUUUAGAUUAUUUCGAGACGUUGAGUCCUGUAGUAAGGCAUACUACAGUAAGGAUAAUCUCAGCUUUGGCUGCGCAAUUUGGUUGGCAAUUAAGGCAACUCGACGUUAAGAAUGCCUUUCUUCAUAGAGAGUUGGAGGAAGAGGUAUAUAUGAAACAGCCACAAGGCUUUGUGGAUCCUACAUGCCCAAAUCAUGUGUGCAAAUUGGUCAAGUCACUCUAUGGCCUAAAACAGGCUCCUAGAGCUUGGAACUCCAAGUUCACAAACUAUCUUCCAGCCAUUGGUUUCAAAUCAUCACUUUCAGAUAGUAGUCUCUUUGUGAAAAUGGAUGAUGGUGAUCUUGUUUUUCUAUUACUUUAUGUUGAUGACAUAAUCCUUACUGGUUCAAAUCCAAUAAAACUACAAGUUAUGAUUAAUGAUCUUGCUAGUGUGUUUGAUCUCAAGGAUAUGGGGAGAUUGUCAUACUUCUUGGGACUGCAUAUACAAUAUCACGAUGAUGGAUCUUUGUUUUUCACUCAAACCAAAUAUGCUAAAGAUCUAUUAAAGAAAGCAGGUAUAGACAGUUGUAAACCUACUUCAACACCAUCCAAACCUCAUACUCAGGUUCUUGCAGGAGAAGGGAGUUUGUUAUCUGAACCUAGUCAUUAUAGAAGCAUAGUUGGAGCAUUACAGUACCUAACUUUCACUAGACCCGAUAUAGCUUAUUCAGUGAACUUGGUUUGUCAAUUCAUGACACAACCAACUGAUAUACACAUGUUAUUGGCUAAAAGAAUUUUGAGAUAUAUACAAGGUACUGUCAACUAUGAUCUUAACUAUACUAAGAACAAGAACUUUGAUAUCAUUGCUUUCUCAGACUUUGAUUGGGCAGCAAAUAUUACCACCAGAAGAUCAAUUAUUGGUUUUGUUGUCUAUCUUGGAGACAAUCAUAUCUCGUGGCAAUCAAAUAAGCAGUAUAUUGUGUCUUGUAGUUCUACUGAAGCUGAAUAUAAAGCUUUGGCUCACUAUGCAGCUGAUAUCUUCUGGAUUCGAUCAGUUUUCAAGGAUAUUCAUUAG
Molecule: messenger RNA, 1227 nt
Organism: Pyrus x bretschneideri (Chinese white pear)
Lineage: Eukaryota; Viridiplantae; Streptophyta; Magnoliopsida; Rosales; Rosaceae
Exons: 1
Coding region: 1-1227 (408 amino acids)
Source: RefSeq, a predicted model, not a curated record